Molecule: messenger RNA, 1284 nt
Organism: Paraphaeosphaeria sporulosa
Lineage: Eukaryota; Fungi; Ascomycota; Dothideomycetes; Pleosporales; Didymosphaeriaceae
Exons: 3
Coding region: 100-1002 (300 amino acids)
Source: RefSeq, a predicted model, not a curated record
AUUGCCUGUCGAGUCGAGAGAUACGCUAUAACGUCUGCACGCGCCCGACGCUCGACUCUCCCCCCGCUCGGCCUGUCGCACCGCAGGGAUCACUUCACCAUGGCCCAAGACUUGCAGAAACUCAAGAACGACAUCUGGUACGCCAAGCAGGCUCUCGAAAAGCAGGAAGCAAGCCAUGCCGAGUGGGCAGCGCAGUAUGAUCAGGUCCAAAAGAUCCUCGAGGCGGAUCCCAACAACGAAGAUGUUGCCGCUAUGGUCGCAGAGAUCAAGGAGGCCAUGUCGCAAGAGGAAGCCAAGCUGGGGCCCCUCCGCGAGCAGCUAAAGGCACUGGAGGCUCAGCUCCCCAAGGGCAAUGCUGCCCCAGAGCGCAAGUACGAUCCCGAGCAGCACCCGCUGCUCAAAAAGACGCUCGAGAAGGCCGAGCCAGCAAAGGCUGCCGUGUACAAUACAGGCGACAUAAUUGAGGCGCGCUUCUUCGAUGGCCUCUGGUACAAAGCUAAGAUUAUGACCAUCCUCGGCUCUUCUUCUGCGCCCAAGUAUAAAAUUAACUAUGUCGAGUACAACGAGGACGCAACCGUCGACCGCGAUGCUAUUCGCCCCAUCCAAAACAAGCGCAAGCGGGAACUUGAGCCUACUACCACUUCAGCGCCGGCUGCCGCUCCUGCUCCGGUCACGUCCACGCCGCACGUCAUCUCCGGUCCCGCCAGUGUCAAUCCGAAGACGCAGCAGGCGAAGGCAGAUACGCCAGGCGACGAUGCCGAGCCCAAGAAGCGCAAGAUCCCGAAUAAGAAACAGCUCGAGCAGAAAGUGAAUAACUGGAAAAAUUGGAACAGCAAGGGCGUCGGGAAGAAGAUUUCGCAGAAGGACUCCAUGUUCCGCACCGGAACCAACGUGAACAGCCGGGUUGGCUUCACAGGAUCUGGCAGCGGCAUGACCGAGACUUCUAAGCGUGUCCGAUACGAUAAUAAGGCUGCAGCAGAUGCGGACCGAGAGCAGGAUUAGGCAUCCGGCCCAGACGCGAGGGGUUUCCGCUCAGAGAGGCCCUCGGGCGGAUGGCCCGCUCACUCAAAAAGAUCCGGUUACUGAGGCGGUCCGUAUCAGCCUAUGCUGCUAGACGUAUGCUGACCGUUUCCAGGGUCCUGCACACUUCGCCCGCACUCUGACGGAAUGCACACUGUCGGCUCAUUACGAUUUUGCAUGUCGGCGUUAUGGAAUUGCAUCGGUAUGGCUUUCACGCUCAACCUCCGCUCAGAGCUGUCACCACUAAGCUUGCGCCUCCGCUAU